Molecule: messenger RNA, 840 nt
Organism: Arachis ipaensis
Lineage: Eukaryota; Viridiplantae; Streptophyta; Magnoliopsida; Fabales; Fabaceae
Source: RefSeq, a predicted model, not a curated record
AUGAGGAAGAAAACCAUUGCAAAAAGGGCUCCUCGUGAAAAGGUUUUCAAGCUACCCACAAAGUCUUCCACUCGCUCUCAAGACCGCACCUUUACCCCUUCUCCUUCUCCUCCUACCUCUCCUCCUCGCUAUGACCCCAUGGCUCGGACCAAAAAUACUCCAAGGUUUCCUGCCUCUGCCAAACCGACGCCACCACCAAAGGCCACACCUUCCAAGCCUGGCUCCUCAAAACCGAGUUCAGCAAAGCCUAGCUCCUCCAAAGGCAAACGUCCGGCGACUGAGGAACCCAUUCCCGAACCAACACAACCAAAAUUCAGGUCGGUUCCAAUGCGUUCUCAACGAGGUAACACACGAGUCCCUCUCAAAAAUGUUAAAGAACCAGAAAUUGGACCUUUUGAUCACAAAGCUCACUUUUUGACCUCUCAUUCAAACUAUAAUCCCUAUAGAUUCAAAUCUGCCAUGAAUAAUGAUUUUUAUGAGGGAGUCAUCCAGUAUCGUACCAUAUGCCCUUCAUUUCUCGCUGAUUUGCCAUCUUUGAAAAGAAAAGAUGAUUCUACUGCUCUUUCCACUGAGGGUACUUCCAUCUCCACUGAGAAGAAAUCCACUCUGCUGAAUGUGGUCAGGGAUGUUGCUCAAGAGUUUGUCUCCCAAUCGAAUCACUUGAUUGAAUUGAGCAAAGAGAAAAGGAAGCUGGCUAGCAAGCUUGAGAACUUCCUGAAGAAAUCAAGGGAUAGGGUGGCUGUACUGAUGACUUUCAUUGACAACCUUCAAAAUGAUGAAGACAUUGCCACGGAUAUUGAAGAGGAAGCUGCUUCGGAGGGGAAUGGUUCUGAUGCCUAG